Molecule: messenger RNA, 942 nt
Organism: Gymnogyps californianus (California condor)
Lineage: Eukaryota; Metazoa; Chordata; Aves; Accipitriformes; Cathartidae
Gene: CHODL
Product: chondrolectin
Exons: 7
Coding region: 1-882 (293 amino acids)
Biological process (GO): positive regulation of axonogenesis
Cellular component (GO): cytoplasm
Source: RefSeq, a predicted model, not a curated record
AUGGGGUCCGGAGGCGGGCUGGGGCUGGCGGCGGUGUUGGCGGCCGCCGUGCUGUGCGGGCCCGGGGGUCUCGCCGGGCGCGUCCUCAGCGGUCAAAAGGUGUGCUAUGGUGACUUCAAGCGUUCUUGUUACAAGUUAGCUUAUUUCCAGGACUUGUCUAGACGUGUGGGCUUUCAGGAGGCCCGCCAAGCUUGUGAAAUUGAUGGUGGGGCUUUACUGAGCUUGGAAAGUGAAGCUGAGCAGCAGCUAAUAGAAAACAUGUUGCAAAACCUCACUAAAUCAGGCUCCGGGAUUUCUGAUGGUGAUUUCUGGAUUGGGUUGUGGAGAACUGGCGAUGGACUAGCCACCUCAAGUGCUUGCCCUGACCUCUACCAAUGGGCUGAUGGAAGUAUUUCACCAUUCAGAAAUUGGUAUACAGAUGAGCCUUCCUGUGGAAGUGAAGCCUGUGUUGUGAUGUAUCAUCAGCCAACUGCAAACCCUGGUCUGGGAGGGCCAUACCUUUAUCAGUGGAAUGAUGAUAGAUGCAACAUGAAGCACAAUUUUAUCUGCAAGUAUGGCCCAGAUAAUGUCUUAGAAAAAGAAUUAGGAGACAGAGCGGAGCCAGAUUACGAUAUUUUUCCAACCGUGCCAGCAGGAAAUCCAUAUGACACAAGCAAACCAGAAGAUCAGUAUCAUAUUAUUGCUACUGAAACAGGUAUAAUUCCGAAUCUAAUUUAUGUCGUAAUACCCACUAUACCACUAUUGCUGUUGAUACUGGUGGCUUUUGGGACUUGCUGUUUCCAGAUGCUUCAUAAAAGUAAAGGAAGAACAAAAACCAGUCCAAACCAGUCCACACUAUGGAUUUCAAAGACGCCUAGGAAGGACAGUAGCAUGGAGGUAUAAUGAUUUACUGACUGAAAACAAAGCAAAAAUAAUAUUUUGCAGUCGGGCUGUAUUAUAAUG